GUGGAAAAAAGGCGAAGUCACAGCCUUUUUGGACGAGGAGGCGGAUUACAGAAGGUCCGUGCGCCACAGCUGAACACGCACCGUCCUGUCUCUGCGCGCACUCUGGUCUCCGCCGCGCGCAACUCCAUGGAAAGUAAACUCGACGGAAGAAUGAGCACCAUCAGCACCUCCAUCUCAGAUUCUACCGAUUCGAGAGUAUGUAACUCGAUAGAAAGUGGAUACAAUGAGAAUAAAGUAUCCAACGAGUCGCAGUUUCUGCCCUGCAUGUCCGCGUCGUCCGUGCGUAAUUUUGGACACGUUGGCGCACUGGAUCAAACUGGGAUUCCAAGUGGCGCAGACGCACUUUACAGAGACUGUAACUUACUCGAUAGUUCUCUUUCUGGAAAACACUUUUAUGAUCGUAGUAGUGAUUUUCUCAAGUGUGACACCGUGCCGUGGGAAGAUUUUAUGAAAGUGCAAAGGACGAACGUGGGCGCGUCUGAAACUUUGCGCCUGUCCUCCUCAACCGGAUCGUGUAAAUACAUAAAAGAUGAAAAAGAGCCUUCUGUGAUCAUGGAGCCACCUUGUCCCAGCUUUGACGCACCAUCCAACAUCCCCCCUCUGGACCCCUGCUGUGAAUCCGACGGGAAGCAGCCGCAUCUGGGGCUCGGGGACGCGGAAUCCACCGGUUACGCGGCUCCUCCACGGACGAACCAAGAAGGAUCCCCGGGUUUUCUGAUCGAUCUGAACCAGACGGAGCCCCUUCCUCCUCCUCCUCCUCCUCUGGCCCAGGUGAGGACCGACUCCAGGUGUGGCGCAUCCGGGAAAACCGGGAUGAACUUCGACGCCAGUUCGGCUCAACAACUGUCCGUCUACAAGAGUGAGGUUCCCCGGUGGCAGAUGCAGAGCUCACCGGCUGAGUCCCAGUUCUGGGGUCAGUCCACGGGGGCCAACGAGGACCCCUUCACGCACGGAGGAGGGUUCGAUGGGGUCCAGAACCAGGCCAUGUCUCAGAGGAACCCCUCACCUUUCACCUCAUUCCCUGGUAUGCCGCCUCAGAGGCUGUGUGUGAUCUGUGGAGACGAAGCAUCUGGUUGUCACUACGGAGUCUUAACCUGUGGAAGCUGUAAAGUCUUUUUUAAACGAGCAGUCGAAGGCCAUCAUAGCUAUCUGUGCGCCGGGCGAAAUGACUGCAUUGUGGACAAAAUCCGGAGGAAAAAUUGCCCUGCGUGUCGCCUCAGAAAGUGCUAUCAAGCAGGAAUGAUGCUUGGAGGCAGGAAACUGAAGCGCUUCGGGGCCUUGAAAGCCUUGGGUUUGGCCCCGUCCCUGAUGUUCCAGUCGCACUUGGCCAUGUCAAACGACAACCAGGCCUUGACCUCCAUGUCUUGUAUACCGGGCAUCCGCGAGGUGCAGUUCUCCCAGCAGAUCAUCAAUAUCCUGGAAAACAUCGAGCCGGAGGUCGUGUACUGCGGUUACGAAAACUCGCAGCCCGAAGUCCCCCACCUCCUGCUCAACAGCCUCAACAGGCUGUGUGAGAAACAGCUGCUGUGGAUCGUCAAGUGGUCCAAGUCUUUGCCAGGAUUUCGUAACCUUCACAUCAAUGAUCAGAUGACCCUGAUCCAGUACUCCUGGAUGAACCUGAUGGUGUUUUCUCUUGGGUGGCGUUCCUUUCAGAAUGUCACCAGCGAAUAUUUAUACUUUGCUCCCGAUCUGGUUCUUAGCCAGGAGCAAAUGAGGAGAUCCCCGAUUUACGAUCUUUGCCUGGCAAUACAGUUCAUCCCUCAGGAGUUUGCGAAUCUUCAGGUUUCUCGUGAGGAGUUUCUCUGCAUGAAAGCCAUAAUAUUACUCAACACAGUGCCUCUGGAGGGCCUCAAAAGUCAGGCGGCAUUUGAAGAGAUGCGACAAAACUACAUCCGAGAACUAUCCAAAGCCAUCCACAUGAAGGAGAAGGGCGUGGUCGCCAGCUCCCAGCGCUUCUACCACCUCACCAAACUGAUGGACGCCAUGCACGAUAUAGUGAAGAAGGUCAACCUGUUCUGUCUGAGCACCUUCAUCCAAGCAGACGCCAUGAAAGUGGAGUUUCCAGAAAUGAUGUCAGAGGUCAUUGCCUCCCAGCUUCCCAAGGUCCUGGCAGGCAUGGUGAGGCCGCUCUUAUUCCACAGCAAGUGACGACGCCAACGACUCUGGAUAGGUUUUAUGACUGGAUCCUUCUCCCAACGUGUACUGGAGACUUCACGGCCUUCGCUAAUGUAGUCAGUUGAAAGUCAAGUUUGCCAGAUUGCCUCAAAUAUUCCUUUAAGGUCAUACAAAAACAUGUUUCCUAAAAGUGUUUUUUUUUUUUUUUUUUUUUUUUUUUAAGUAGAGAUAUAUAUGGUUUAAGUUGGUAAAUAAAGCUCCUCUGUAAAAGGCUGUUAAGAUCUGGUGUAACCGUAUUCCACAUCCACUUACCACUUGUGACAGAUGGUACCAGCUUGCAUAGAGGACCACUAAUGAUACUAAUGUGUUUUUAAUUAAGAUGCUAAAUGAAAAGAAAAGAAAAUGUUUUAGUCUGAGAGGCACUGAGGCAGAGAAAGUCAGCAUAUAUAAUUCAGGGAAGAGUAAAUUAAAAAAAAAAAAAAAAAAAAAAAA
Sphaeramia orbicularis (orbiculate cardinalfish) is the source of this 2607-nucleotide messenger RNA. It is a transcript of the gene pgr, whose product is annotated as progesterone receptor. The transcript is spliced from 8 exons. Gene Ontology annotation, biological process: regulation of DNA-templated transcription. Bases 127 to 2148 code for a protein of 673 amino acids. The record is from RefSeq and is a predicted model, not a curated record. Gene Ontology annotation, molecular function: sequence-specific DNA binding; DNA-binding transcription factor activity; zinc ion binding. Lineage: Eukaryota; Metazoa; Chordata; Actinopteri; Kurtiformes; Apogonidae.